Molecule: messenger RNA, 949 nt
Organism: Dermacentor silvarum
Lineage: Eukaryota; Metazoa; Arthropoda; Arachnida; Ixodida; Ixodidae
Exons: 2
Coding region: 1-930 (309 amino acids)
Source: RefSeq, a predicted model, not a curated record
AUGGAACGCCAGACUACGAACAUGCGCGAAGCCGUUCCCGUGGAGAAGAGGGUCGCCGUUGCCCUUUAUAAGCUUUGUUCAUCUGCCGAGGACAGGACAGUCGCCCACUUAUUUGACAUGGGCAGAUCCACGGUCAACAUCAUUUAUCGCGAGUUCUGCGAAACCGUGGUGGCAUCAUUGGAACAUGAAUGGGUCAAGAUGGUAACUGGAAAUGACAUGGAGAACCACAUCGGGGAAUUCUAUGCUUCCACCGGAUUCCCGCAAGGUGUCGGCGCUCUGGACGGAUGCCAUUUUCCGGUUUCUCCGCCAAAGGAACACGCCAGCGACUAUUAUAACUACAAAGGCUGGCACAGCGUGAUACUGCUCGCACUGGUGGAUCACUGUUACGUGUUCCGGUACACAAACGUUGGAUCACCGGGAAGAUGCCACGAUGCACAUGUGUACCACCAAUCAAGCCUGUCUCGCCUUGUUUCGGGGCCCACAUUCAGGCACCCAACCACCCUGAUAAGCGGCGUUGCUGUGCCCCCACUGAUACUUUGCGAUCAGGCAUUUCCCCUCACGCCGAACCUUAUUAAGCCAUUUGCGAGCACAAGCAGCUCUGAAGAGCAAAAGCAUUUUAACUAUCAGCUAUCAAAAUCUCGCAGAAUAGUAGAAAAUGCAUUUGGGCGGCUUAAAGCCCGUUUCAGGUUUAUAAUGAAGAGAAUGGAAUGUGACAUCAGCAAUGUGCCGCUUAUAAUAAGGGCAUGCUGUGUACUGAAUAAUAUUUGCGAACACUUUGGUGAUGCUGUAUCGCAGCAGUGGAUCGGUGAGGCGCAGCUGUACGACACAAUAUUUCAGCAGCCAACACACACUACGGAUGCACUCGUCGCAACUGGAAGAAACAUUCGAGCUGCAGUUGCCAUGCACUUGCACCAACAUAUGGACCACUAGCAAAGCCAAGAAGUCGAAA